Molecule: messenger RNA, 1284 nt
Organism: Aspergillus welwitschiae
Lineage: Eukaryota; Fungi; Ascomycota; Eurotiomycetes; Eurotiales; Aspergillaceae
Exons: 2
Coding region: 1-1284 (427 amino acids)
Source: RefSeq, a predicted model, not a curated record
AUGUCCCACCCUAUCACCAAAUUCCAACCAUUCCCCAAUUUCUACGUCUACCGGCCAGGCUACAUGGUCGUUCCUCUGAUUCCCCUGGACGAGCUACCCUCCUGGAUCCAAGUCGGCGAUUUCGACUGGGGCAAUAGCUCGCUCUACGAGGCUAUGCUGCCCGCUAGCUUCAACUGCUUUCCACGAAUAGGUGAAUACGACGUUAUCUGCCAUCAUUGCUACAAGAACGUCGACAGCUACCACCGCAGCGUGUCUGAGAGAAGUGACAGCAAUGCCUCUUCUCGUGCAUCCGACCUUCCCAAGGGGCUUGCUGCUCAGUUGCCUGCGAAUUCUAUCUUGCUGGACCCCUCGUUUAAACUUGAGCAGCCGCCGUUUGGGGCAAAUUUGAAUGUUAGUCCGUUUGUUGGACUGUGCUUCUCUUCUCAGAGUUUGGGAAAGCUGUGUAAGUGUCUGUGCUGUUGUCGGGAUGAUCAGAGCGAUCAUGAUACUCCGCAUCCGCCGAACAACCAGACUCAGGAGGAUAACCAGACUCAGCAGAAUAACCAGACUCAGCAGAAUAACCAGACUCAGCAGAAUAACCAGACUCAGGAGGAUAACCAGACUCAGGAGGAUAACCAGACUCAGGAGGAUAACCAGACUCAGGAGGAUAACCAGACUCAGGAGAAUGAUCAGGAUCCCCCGUCUCAUCAGGAUACUCCUCCGCCUACGAAUCCACCUGCAAAAUCUCCUCCAGAAUCACCGGGUCAUUCGGAUCCUUCGGUGCAGCUUGAGGAGGGAACGCCUCUAGAUGAUUUGUCUCAUUUAGGCCAGGGAUCCAAGGCAAAGCAAGCGUCUCAAGCAACGCAGGCAUUCCCGACGAACGGGACUGAUCAGACGGACCAGGAAUUCGUGGCAUCUCUGAGAGAUCGAGCAGUCCAAAUAGGGCAUGCAGCCUUGUCAGGUCAGAACAGAGCUUCAGAUAUCGCAGUCUCUUCAACCUCUGGAUCUGUCGAAGAAGCCCGGUCUCAGACGAAUGGGGAAGAUGAAGCUGCAACUUCGGGAGACACUGGAAACAACUUCCUUGGGAGGAGGCGAGUGCCGCAUCGAGACGAACCGAAUCGCCGGGGUCGGUUAUUCGAAGGCGACGUGGAUCCUUCCCUAGGAAUAGGGCUUGGUAGUAUUGCUUCUAUUAUGGGAGGAUCAUCGGAGACUCCUGUCUCUACCACCGAGGAGCAACCUGGUAACCAGGGAGGUGAUCAGACACAGCAUGCUCAAACUGGCAUUUCAGAGGAUGGACUUGAUUGA